GCUAGAGAGGAGCAGCGCGCGGUGUUGAGAAAUCUCACUCAUUCACUCUCUCUCUCUGACAUGCAUAGAUAUGCAUGCAGGAUUAACCCUGUGCGGAGAAGACCCCUGUGCCAAAACUGCGUUGAUAGUCUACUUCUGAGGGAAACGAGAAGGAAACCCGAAUCCAUGCGUUCUGCCAUGCACAUUUAAUAUUCUUUUUGGUAUAUUCUGCUCACCAUUCCACGAAUAGUGUUGGGAGGAUUUAUGGACUGAAAACGGAAGGAGUUGUUCGUUUCAGAACUGUUUCUGUAUCGAGAAGAAACGCCACAGACAAUUUAACACCGACCACCAGACGUUAUUUCUCAUGUAUUAAUACUUAGUACCGACGUUAACAACCUGACGCGGAGUCGUAGGAAUGGCGGGGAGAAAUAACGCCGCUACUUAUGGAUUGUUUUUCAACGGGAGGAUUUUUUCUUUUCUUGAUGUCUGGAUUCUUUAAAGAAGGGGUGUCUGUGGUACCUCGAAGGAAGCAUUAACCGUAGUUGAUUCUCAGACGAGAAGCCUUAGUCUCGGUGGAGACGCAGGGAGCUGGCAAGCAGAAAAAAAAGUGAUCGACGAAGACUGAGGUGUUGCCUCUCCGAGGGCUCAUGGAUCUCCCUGUGGUGUUGUUUCUGCUGUGGGGACUAUUACUGGACUUGUUGAGUGGUGCGGUGGGUGGCAUUCUGUACCGCGUGCAUGAAGAACAGCCUCCCAGCACAUUGAUUGGCAGUCUGGCGGCUGACCAGGGUCUACCAGACACUGGACACCUGUACAAACUGGAAGUUGGCGCUCCCUACCUGCGGGUGGAUGGCAAAACUGGGGAUAUCUUUACUACAGAGAUCCCUGUAGACAGAGAGACUCUGAAAGAUUGUCGUAACAAAAACAAACCUUGCUUUCUGGAGUUUGAGGUGUCCGUCACAGACCUUAUUCAGAAUCAAAGUCCACGGCUGAUAGAGGGAAGGAUCGAGGUGCAGGACAUCAAUGACAACACACCGCAGUUCCCCUCACCUGUUCUCACCCUCUCAGUUCCAGAGAACACCCACGUGGGGGCACUCUUCUCAAUUUCUCUAGCCACUGACAAAGACACAGAAAGGAAUGGAGUAGCUGACUACACCUUAACGGCAGGACCAGAGGCUGUAGCACUCUUUGGUCUCCAGGUUGCAGAAGACCGAGGUGAAAAAUUGCCUCAACUUAUUGUGUUGGGAAACCUUGAUCGAGAGCUGAAAGAUUCCUAUGACCUCACCAUCAAAGCUGUGGAUGGAGGAAAUCCACCUCGCUACAGCAGUGCCUUGCUGAGGGUCGUCAUCGCUGAUGCCAAUGACAAUGCACCCAAAUUCGAAAAAUCAUCCUACGAAGCCGAAGUUGCAGAAAACAGCCCAGUCGGACACUCCGUGUUGCAGGUGAAGGCUAAUGAUUCAGACUUGGGUCCUAAUGGUGAGAUUGAAUACACAUUACAUCAGGCUGUUGAUCCUGUGCCAAAACUACUCCGGAUAGACCGUUCCACAGGCAUUAUAUAUGUUAAAGGUCCAUUGGAUCGUGAGGAGAUCAACAAUCUAAAGUUUUACGUCGUCGCCCGAGACAAAGGCCCCUCGCCCAAAAGUUCAAAAACAUAUGUUUCUAUUGAUGUGACAGACCAGAAUGAUAAUGCACCAGCAGUGGAGAUUCGUGGCAUUGGUCUUGUGACCCAUAAUGAUGGUGUGGCAAACAUUUCAGAGGACAUGCCGGUUGGCACUGCGGUAGCCCUGGUGCAGGUUUCCGAUAAAGAUGAAGGGGAGAAUGCUGUGGUGACCUGUGUGGUUGCAGGUGAUGUUCCUUUCCAGCUUCGACCAGCCAGCGAUUCCUCAGUUGACAACAAGAGGAAGUACUUCCUGCAGACCACAACCCCUCUAGACUACGAAAGGGUUAAGGACUACCGUGUGGAGAUAGUGGCAGUAGAUUCAGGCAACCCAGCACUGUCCAGCACUAACUCACUGAAAGUCCAAGUGACGGACACAAAUGACAAUCCCCCCAUUUUCUCACCAACCCUGUUUGAAGUGGAGUUUGCUGAGGAGAACCAGCCAGGCGAAAAGGUGGUAUAUGUUGUUGCCUCAGAUGCAGACAGUGGCACUAAUGCAGAGCUGGUCUACAACAUUAUUGCAGACUCUUCAACAAGGGGGCUUUUUGAGAUUGACCCCAACUCAGGAGAGGUACGUGCUCGGAGCCCUCUUGACCGCGAGCACAAGGAGCGCUAUGAGUUCCGUGUUACUGCAGCAGAUAAAGGGGUUCCUAGUCAUAGGGGUACCGCCACAGUUGUAAUUAAGGUUCUUGACAGAAACGACAAUGAUCCCAAGUUUAUGCUGAGUCUCUACAGCUUCUCAGUCUUGGAGAACAUGCCACCCCUUAGCCCUGUCGGCAUGGUAACAGUACAAGACAUGGAUGAGGGUGGCAAUGCUCAAGUACAACUUUCUGUGGAACCAGAUGUGGGAAAAUUUGUCAUCCAAAAUGGUACAGGCACUAUUCUGUCUAGUAUCUCAUUUGACAGAGAAAAGGAGAGCAGUUAUACAUUCCGUUUAAAAGCUGUGGAUGGAGGGGACCCACCCAGAUCGUCAUAUGUUGGUGUGACAAUCAAUGUCUUGGACGAGAAUGAUAAUGCACCUGUUGUUACCAAACCAUCUAAUUCAUCUUUCAGACGUCUGUCUCCCAUGGCUGCUCCAAACAGUGUUGUGGAAGUGGUGGAAGCAGAAGAUAUUGACUCUGGGUCCAAUGCUGAGCUAGUAUACAGCAUUGCUGGGGGAAACCCGCAUGAUCUUUUUUAUAUCUCUCAAACGGAUGGGGAGAUCACACUAACCAAGGAGUUAACUCGAAAACAUAGUGGUCUUCAUCGACUGGUUGUAAAAGUGAGUGAUAGAGGCAAACCAACCCGCCAUGCCAUUGCCUUGGUACACAUUUACGUAAAUGAGACCAUUGCUAAUGUAAGUCAUGUGGAGGCACUUGUGGGACACAGUUUGUACACCCCACUGGACAUGGACAUUGCAGGAGAUCCAGAAUACGGUUUGGCUGCCCAAAGAAGCAACAUUGUAUAUGGCAGUUUGGCUGGAGUGGCAGGGGUGGUCACUGUGAUCAUUGUGGUGGUCUUCAUCAGGCAUCGUCUUCAAAGAGAAGCUAAGAGUGGUUAUCAGGCUGGCAAAAAGGAGACCAAAGAUCUGUAUGCCCCCAAGCAAGGACCAAAAAGUGGCAAGGGGAGAAAAGGGAAAAAAGGUAAGCCACCAAAGUCACCCAAACCUCUUGGAGAGGAUGAGGAGGUCAGCCUUCAAAAAAGCCUGAAAUUUAACCUUGAUGGGGUAAAUGACAGCCCCAGGAUCCAUUUGCCUCUGACAUAUCCGCCUGGAAGUCCUGAUCUAGGCAGACACUACCGUUCCAAUUCCCCAUUGCCCUCCAUCCAACUCCAGGCGCAGUCCCCAUCUGCCUCUCAAAAGCAUCAGGUCGUCCAGGAGCUCCCUGCUGCCAACACCUUUGUGGGAACAGGCGGUGAUGACAACUCGACCGGCUCAGACCAAUACUCGGAUUACAGCUACAAGACCAAUCAACCAAAAUACAGCGCAAAAACGCUCCCGCAUCGCAGGGUGACAUUUUCCACCGCCAAUCCGGUGCAGGAUCAACAGGACUCCUCCCAGCAGAGUUACUACGACAGCGGCCUGGAGGAGUCCGAGACCCCCAGCAGUAAGAGCUCCUCGGGGCCCCGCAUCGGCCCGCUCGCCCUGCCUGAGGACCACUAUGAACGGACCACCCCAGACGGCAGUAUUGGAGAGAUGGAACACCCAGAAAACGAUAUCCGCUCACUACCUGACGUUGCCAUGACAGGAAACUGCAGUGAGGAGUGCAGCGAGCUGGGUCACUCAGAUGCCUGUUGGAUGCCCGGUCAGCCUUCACCCAUCCGCAAGACCCGCAACCCCCCCAAACUGUCUACGUUUGUGCCUUAUCAGGAGAGGGGGAGCCUGGGGCGCCUGGCCAAUGGGGGUGUGAGGCUUGGGGGAGAGGAGAACAGGCCACGCCUCCCACCUUCCCGCAGUGCCUACUCCAGUAGUGACCACAUGCCCAGUGACCACGCCCCACUGGAAGAGGUGCCUCUGAGCGUGACGUCAGAGUUCCCGCCCACCAGUCAAACCUCGAAUCACACCUCGAAAAGGGAGAUAUACCUGUGAGAUAACCACACCCACCAUCUUCGAUGCACAUCAGAAGUUACAGAGACACGGUUAAGAAAGAGAUUUGUGAAACCUGAACCUGCGACAGGAUGAAAUAUCAACUCGAUAGUGGAAAAUACACUAUUGGUCAUUGAAAACGUGUUGAAGAGUGAUUUAUUUAUCUUAUUUAUUUAUUCAUCCAUUCACUCAUACCUCUAUUUAUUAUACUUAUCUUUUUGUUUUGCUGUUGUUUUUUCUAAACCAUGUUUUUACAUACCAUCACAAACGAUCAACGAAUACUUUGAUGUGACUAACUGAUUUUAAGCUUUGCAAGCCUGCAAAAUGUCGAUGGGUUCAAUAGAUUACAUUUGGGAAGUGCCGUGGGCAGAAUAAAUUGCUGUACAGGGUCAUGAGCCACAUACAAAGUGUCUGACACCCUUAACCUGAUCCUGUCCUCAGAGGGGAGCAGUCUUAAUACCUGUAAAACGCUGUAAAUACAUUUGUAUGGUGUAUAUAUGAAUAUACUAUCAGGCUUGAGUUGAAAAGAAACAAAAAAGGCACAUCUAAACCAGCCUGAAAACAGAGUUUAUGUUAGAACUGCUGCUUUUGACGGUCAGAAGGUGUGUGAUGGUUAGAUGGGAAGGUGAAUUUAACUGAACUGGACUGGAAGACUUUCAUAUGGACCAGUGCUCACCGUUCUCAUCUUGACCCUGGACCCUCACCUGCUAUGUCCAUAUGUGUACUGCACUAUAGUGUAUAGUUUGUGUGUGUGUGUGGGGGCGUGUAUUAGGUGCGGGUGGGCGGGUGGUGGAUUUAACAGUGAUUAACACACUAUGACAGAGCUUAACAUAUGCCAGUGUGUGUGCGCUUGUGCGUCAGGGGACCUUCUGUCACAAAAAGUAACGUGAGCGGCUUCUGGAGCAUUAACACGCUUUCAACAGAUGCGAAGGCGCGCGUGUGCGUUCGUGUCAUGCAGCAGAACUUGUGUUUUUUGGCACUGUGAAUCUUCCCUUCCUCCUGAACUCCCACAGUGUAGUGCACUCGCUGUCUGGCACUCGCAGAGAUGCCUACAGCUAACACGGUAAGAGGAAGAUCAUCUGGCUCCCCUCAGAUCAUCAGCACCGUUUCGUUAAGCGUACGCUGUGACAGCACUUAACUACACAAUUGCGACUGAGAGUACACAGACAUGCCUUGCCUCCAUCAAAUGGAUUCAUUUUCUCACCAUCACAAUCAUGGUUUUGUUCGUUUAUGUUGUUUUUUACUCUUCUUUUUUAAGGGAAAUAUGUGUGUGCUAUUUUGACUUUGUUUGAAGAACAAAUGUAUUAAUGCCUUAAAAACAGUUGUAUAUAACAAUCACAAUGGACAAAUUAGACUGAUAAUCCUGUCUUGUCUCUCGCAUGUCAAUUGUGCAUGUUUUUUUGCCACAAUCAAAAAAGUACAAAUGUUACAAAAGAUUACAUCUGCACACCACGUUUGGCCUAUUUUCUGCAUUUUUUACAUAAAUGUUCUGUCCUCCAUCAAUUAAGUAUAACUUUGAUCGGUUUUAACGAAACGUUUUUCUUUGACACUGUGCUGACUAUCUAGUAGACACUAUUUAGCUGUGUCUCCCUCCAUAUUUUAGAGUCCCUUUUACGGGACAGUUUUGACAAUGACUGUCUGAUGGACAUUUUCAUUACCUCUGCAUCACAACGCAUCGGCUCGAUAUCUCUACUUUUCCCGCACCUGAAACCACUCGUAUUCUAGUGCUUGGAUACUAAGUGAGUGUUUGUGUCUGCGGGGGGAUGGAACGGGGGUUGCGAUGGGCAUUUCCUUAAUUAAGGUGAGUAAUGAGUGUGGUGCAGUUGGCAUAUGUGAACACUCCGGCCCCUAAAGGAAGCACAGAUCAUGGAAAAGAUCCCGGAAGACGGCGGAAAAAAGCUGCGAUUUUUUAGCGAGUGGCAUUUUUCACUGCGCUUACCAUUGUGACUGCCUUGGGCACCUCUCGCGAAACAAUUAAGGCCGAAACAUAUGGAAAUUACUGGACAUAGCCAUGGUUAAAUAAGGCGAAUGAUUAUCCCGCCCCAAGGAAAGAAGGCACAUUAUGCUGUUUUCAAAGCCAUUUAGUGACUCUGAUACAAAAAAUCCAGCGAGAGUCAUGAUCCAGCGUAAUUAGCCCGGCUCAACUCCCCUCACCCCCCGCAACUGCGCACAGCAUAACUCUGCCUAGGCAAAAGCGUGAGAUUGCUGACCUGGACUUAACACAGCUAAAAGACAGAGAUGACCACAAACCUCUAGCACUUAAAUGCUUUCAUCUAUUCAAACAGGCUUUGACCAUGCCUCGCUCUGAUGCCAGCCUGAGUCAGGUAGUCUAAAUUGCUGGUUUUGACUCCUCUGACUUUGUUUUGGAUUUCUGAGUCUGGCUAUUUUAUUCAUAGGGAUUUCAAAUGCUAGACUCCUCUGAGUUCUCUGCCCAAAAUACUAGUUUUGUUUGCUGGGCCCGUCAGAGGACAGAAUGAGAAAUGUCCACUUCUCGUGGUUGUGUUUUUACACUGGUGUUUAGAUGUGUGCUCUUUUUGCUGUUAGAUGUCUCUAGCUGGAUGUGACGAGACCGUAAUGAACGAGGGAGUCUUUUCUUUGUCCUUAGAACGAGGCGUUUCUGCAUAGAAUAUCAAAAACUGGUGUUUGUGGUAAACAUCUCUUUAAAAGAGUUUUGUACAUAGCUCUCCACAUCCCCUCCGUGCGUGGUGUCAAGCAGGCGACGAGUUGAGCAUGAUUCCAAAGAUAAUUGGUAGAAGCCGUUUACUGUUCUUGCUGAGAUGUUAGUGCGGGUUCAGAAACCUUUCCUUAGAACAAAACAGACGUUCACUGCACAAACCCAUCUUCACCAUUCAACCCAAACUAAAGACAGCUGCCUUGAAAGUAUGUCUUUUGCAGGAGAGUUCAAAACUUGUUAUCCUUAAUUGUUGGUUAUAUUUAUAUAGGACUAAAAUGCUUGUGAUGAUCUGUUUUUGUACAGUUUUAUGUACAUGCAAGUGAAGCUUUUUAAAUCUUACAACAAAAGCCGAUGGCAUAUAAAAAUCGUAAAGUGUUUAUUGAGAUGUGCACAUCUUGCCUUGGAUGGAUCGAUCUUUUGCUGAGUCAGUGUGAAUGUGGCCGUCGUAUGCCUGCACCGUAGUCAUUCACUGGCUCCUGUCACAGAGGGCUUUAUCAGAUUUUAUGUUUAUCGUGAACAGUGGAUUGUCCGAUCCGACUUGUUUGUUUGAUUCCCAUGUGUUUUGUUUCGUUCUGUUUCCGCAUGUUGAAAACAAACUCCUUGUAAUAAGUCCUUGCAAAGUUUGUAAUAAAACGAGUGAAGGAAAAAACAAAAGAAAUACAUUUGCUUGGUGAGUUAUUGUUUAAGAAUGAAUUUAGGGACUGUGAUAUCUCCAUGGCGCUUUUUCAUUAAUAAAGCAAAAUGUUCUA
Molecule: messenger RNA, 7619 nt
Organism: Triplophysa rosa
Lineage: Eukaryota; Metazoa; Chordata; Actinopteri; Cypriniformes; Nemacheilidae
Gene: pcdh1a
Product: protocadherin 1a
Exons: 5
Coding region: 627-4199 (1190 amino acids)
Biological process (GO): homophilic cell-cell adhesion
Cellular component (GO): plasma membrane
Molecular function (GO): calcium ion binding
Source: RefSeq, a predicted model, not a curated record